GACACUGCUGAUCCUGUAACAUGGAGGAUUGCCUUCAUACCUCAUCUGAGAAUCUGUCCAAAUUGGUCAGCUGGGCCCACAGCCAUGGGACCAUUUGCAGCCUCAUUCCAAACCUGAAACACUUGCUUUCAGAAGGUUCCCAUGGGAACCUCACAGCAAUGUGGGGCUGUAGUGCUGGCCAUGCUUAUCACUGGCCAUUGACAGCUACUUGCAGAGCUGGGUCCCAAGAAAGGGUCUGUUUCCAGGAUAACAGAAGUUUUAACUCUGAUAGUCCCAGUAUAAUCGGAGUGCCCUCCGAGACACAAACUAGCCCUGUUGAAAGGUACCCUGGGAGACCAGUGAAAGCGAAGCUAGACUGUAAUCGGACCAGAGACUCUUGUGACUUCUCUUAUUGCAGUGAGCCCUCUGAACUGGAUGAAGCUGUUGAAGAAUAUGAAGAUGAAAACACCCUGUUUGACAUGGUUUGUGAGUCUUCUGUUACAGAUGAGGAUAGUGACUUUGAACCCCAAACCCAAAGGCCUCAAACCAUUGCUCGAAAAAGGCCUGGAAUAGUUCCAUCUUCUCUCCAUUCCAGCUCCCAAGCUCAAAUGGUUGAUGAAUGCAGCAAUGAUGUCAUCAUUAAGAAAAUCAAACAAGAGAUUCCCGAGGAUUAUUACAUUGUGGCGAAUGCAGAGCUGACUGGAGGGGUAGACGGACCAGCCCUGUCAUUGACACAGAUGGCAAAACCCAAGCCUCAGAGUCAUGCUGGUCCCUCUUGUAUAGGGUCUGCUAAGCUGAUUCCCCAUGUAACAUCUGCCAUCAGCACAGAGCUGGACCCACAUGGUGUGUCUGCAUCCCCCUCUGUGAUGUCCAGACCGAUCGUCCAGAAGACUGCCAGGGUAUCUCUGGCUUCACCAAACAGAGGACCUCCCAGUGCCCAUGGCACAAACCAGCAGGUGGCCAUGCAGAUGCCUGUGAGCACUUCCCAUCCUAAUAAACAGAUCAGCAUCCCUUUGUCUGCCCUGCAACUGCCUGGACAAGAUGACCAAAUUGCUUCUGAAGAGUUCCUGCCCCAUCUGCCCAGCCAGGUCUCCUCUUGUGAGGUAGCUCUUUCUCCCUCAGUUAACACAGAGCCAGAAGUGAGCUCCAGUCAGCAGCAGCCCCCAGUUGCUCCAACCAUAACCACUGAGGCCACAGCACAGUGCAUACCAGACCAGGAUGAAAGAGCAGCUGAGCUCAGCAGGGAGCAGAAUGAGAAAACCAUCCGGAGCACGCAGACUGCGCUCCGCAAUUUCCCCUAUUCUACUAAGCUCAACAAAUUUCCUGUAUUUAAUAUUAAUGAUGACUUGAAUGAUCUGUGUACCAGUGCCGUGAGCCCAAAUACUACCAAAGCCACGCGGUAUGCCCUGAAUGUGUGGCGAUAUUGGUGCAUGACCAACGGGCUCAAAGAUCACACAGACAUCACCAAGAUCCCCGCGACGAAGUUGAACGAGCUGCUCGAGAAUUUUUACGUCACCGUUAAGAAGAGUGACGGCUCCGACUUCCUGGCCACCUCGCUGCACGCCAUCCGCCGGGGCCUGGACCGCAUCCUGAAGAAUGCAGGUGUGGGCUUUUCCAUCACCAGCAGCACCUUCAGCUCUUCCACCAAGAAACUCAAGGAGAAGCUGUGGGUGCUGAGCAAGGCAGGGAUGUCAGGUGCUCGUUCUCGCAAUAUUGUCUACUUUUCUCUUUCUGAUGAGGAGGAGAUGUGGCAGGCAGGGUGUCUAGGGGAUGACAGCCCCAUUACUCUCUUGUCCACUGUGGUCAAGUACAACAGCCAGUACCUGAACAUGCGGACACUGCAGGAGCAUGCAGAUCUGAUGUAUGGUGACAUUGAGCUGCUCAAAGACCCACAGAACCAGCCCUAUUUUGCCCGGACAGACAGUGUCAAGCGGGAGAGCCGGAGCGGUUCCACUAGAGUGUGUCAUGGGAAAAUCUACCAUGAGCAUUCCCGGGGACACAAACAGUGCCCUUACUGCCUCCUCUACAAGUAUAUGUACAUCCACCGGCCGCCCACCCAAAUGGAGGCCAAGUCCCCUUUCUACCUUACAGCCAGGAAGGAGGCCACAGACAUGGGCAGCGUAUGGUAUGAGGAACAGAGGAUGGGACUGCGCUCUCUUCGGGGAAUUGUCCCAAACUUAGCCAAGAAGGUCAAGCUGGAAAACUGUGAGAACUUCACCUUUGUCUCAUUUACUCAGGUCUCUAGGAGACUUGGCUCCCACAGUUGCUGUCAGUGAGUCUUCCCUGGGUCCAGGCCACUGCCCUGCUUACCCUGGUGGGAGGGAGCUCCCUCAGGCAGCCAGGGCCAGAGCUCCGAGGUGGCAGGGGACGACUGUGACAUCAAGGUCAGGCUGGUCUCUGUCAGUGUGACCUGCUGUUUCUUUGACUUCGGGUUUGUUCUUUUUUUUAACUGAAAGUAGAUGGGUCUGAGUAAUUAGGGUAUUUUAUCCAAAUGUGUGUCACCUUUGUUAAAUAAUAGAAUCUAACACAAUGUAUAAUUGUUCCAUACACAAAAGUGGAGGAAGUUCAUCUUAUCUAGUGCCUUUUUAGCACAGAUUUUUCUCAAAAAAAAAAAAAAAAA
Messenger RNA from Lynx canadensis (Canada lynx), 2599 nucleotides. RefSeq names its product KIAA1958 ortholog. The coding region runs from base 21 to 2255 and encodes 744 amino acids. NCBI's taxonomy places the organism in Eukaryota, Metazoa, Chordata, Mammalia, Carnivora, Felidae. The transcript has 4 exons. The record is from RefSeq and is a predicted model, not a curated record.